Colletotrichum godetiae is the source of this 1407-nucleotide messenger RNA. RefSeq names its product O-methyltransferase. The coding region runs from base 1 to 1407 and encodes 468 amino acids. NCBI's taxonomy places the organism in Eukaryota, Fungi, Ascomycota, Sordariomycetes, Glomerellales, Glomerellaceae. Gene Ontology annotation, molecular function: O-methyltransferase activity. The record is from RefSeq and is a predicted model, not a curated record. The transcript has a single exon.
AUGGCCAUCGGCAUCGCAGAACAGAAUGAACAAAUCACAUACCUCCGCUCGGUUCUGGCCGUCUUAACCACUUCAACUAAUGACCUCAUCGCCGAGCUCGCAUCCUCUUCGGCUUGUAAGUCUACAGUAAGCAACGGACAUGGAACCACGACAAAUCAUGCAGAUGCUCGAAUCCCGAAAACCGCCAAGGCGGAAGAAGCCCGCAAGCGCAUAAUUGCCGCCACAGCAUCCCUGGAGGCGGCCGUCUUGACACCUCAAUGGCGUCUCGGCCACCUGGCUCAUAGCUACUUUGUAUCUCGCGCGCUACACAUGGCUGUCGAGUGGGGGAUACCCCAGCUUCUGGCAAGCAAUGGCCCCAUGACGCUCGAAGCUCUCGCUUCCAAGACGGGUAUCGUCGAUGCGAGCAAGCUGGGCUUUGUAAUGCGGACCCUCUGCUCCCAUCACAUCUUUGCCGAGACGGCUCUUAACGUCUUUGCAAACGACGAGGCGUCCACGGCCCUUGCUACUAAUGAACGCCUCGCCAAUUCUGUCCGCUACGCCUCCUUCCUCUUUCCGACGGCCAAUGUGUUGCCUGGCCUGCUCAUGGAUCCCGUCCUCUGUGCGAGCUACGCGCCGCGAGACUCGGCGUUUGCCAAAAGCAUCGGCAAGGGCAUGGGCCAGUUCGAAUACCUCAACGCGCACCCUGAGUGGCGUGACUGCUUCGACCUCUGGCUCGCUUCGCUGGGAGAGUAUCUUCAUGGGCUGACCGACGUACGGGGGUACCCCUGGGACUCUACCCUCCGGAACGGCGCCGUGAUCGUCGACGUUGGCGGUGGACUCGGCAGCUCGAUCCAGGCCUUGCGUACAAAUUUCCCUAGUCAGAAGAAUGACUUCGUCGGCAUCGUCCAGGACCAGCCUGGCAUGAUCGCACACGCCACGGCACACUGGAACAAGACGGAUCCGCAGGCGUUGACCUCGGGCGCGGUCAAGCUCACCCCUCACAACUUCUUCAAUGAGAAUCCCGUCAAGGGCGCCGACGUGUACUGGUUCCGGUCGGUCAUUGUAGACUGGCAGGAUGAAGACUUGACCACCAUGUUUACGCACAUCAGGAACGCUAUGGCGCCUGAAAAGUCGCGUCUGCUUAUUGGCGAGUACAUGAUGCACCCGACGUGCGGCGAUGCUCUGCUUCCCGAUGCGCCUGCCCCGUUGUUGAAGAAUUACGGUGAAUUCCAGGCCAUGGGGCUCAUUGCAGGGUUUGUCUUAACUGCUAGUCCCAACGGUCGCCAGAGGACCUUUCAAGACUUGGGUAAGGUUGUCAAGGCGUCUGGAUUGAAGAUUGUCAAGGUGUGGAUCUGCCGUGGUCUGGGGAAUGUGAUUGAGUGUCGGUUGAAGGAGGACCGUGUAACUGGCACGGAGAGUAGUCAUUAA